AUGGACGACAAAAAGAAUCCCGAUAGCAUCAUCGCCAAUGUCGCCAACGAGUGUCCAAUCGAACAUGGCCAAGUCGAGGAGUUCCAGAUCGUUUCCAGGCCUUACGGCAAAAGCACACGCCGAGUCAUGCGUCCACGUCACAUCCAAAUGAUGGCAAUUUCUGGUGCCAUAGGUACAGGCCUGUUCAUCGGUUCGGGCGGAGCACUCGCUCGUGCUGGGCCUGGUGGCUUGUUUCUGGGCUAUUCCAUUUAUGCCGUACUCACAUGGUCCACCUUCAAUGCCAUGGGGGAAAUGGUUUCUUGGCUGCCUGUGGAUGGCGCUUUUGUAGUCUAUGCACAUGCAUACCUUGAUGAAGCUUGGGCUUUUGCUAUUGGAGCGGUGUAUACCGUCAACAACGCACUGAUUGUUGCUAGUGAGAUCUCGGCUGUUUGCUCCUUGAUAGGAUAUUGGGACCAAUCGAUCAACAAUGGUGUUUGGGUAGCGAUUAUAACAUCGUCCAUGCUAGCAUUGAAUGCUUUUGGAGCACGUAUCUAUGGCGAGGGAGAAUUUUACUUCUCUAUCUUCAAGGUACUGCUGAUCCUUGGUCUCAUCAUCAUGACUUUCAUUCUCAUGGUUGGCGGUAAUCCAUCGCACUGGGCUUUCGGUUUUACUUUCUGGGACAAGCCUGGUUCAUUCGCCGAAUACAUCGUGAGCGGAUCCACUGGACGGUUCCUGGGCUUCUGGUCUGUGUUCGUUCAAGCUGCCUUCGCUUUUGGCGGACCAGACUACGUCGCUUUGACAGCUGGCGAGGCACAAAACCCUCGGCGUGUGAUGCCGCGUGUAUUCAGCCGCGUCAUCUAUCGGUUGGUUAUCUUCUACGUUCUUGGUGUGCUCUGCGUGGGUAUCCUCGUUCCAUACGACGACCCUGCACUCACUUCCGGAGCCAAGGGCGCUGGAUCAUCGCCUUUUGUGAUUGGAGUUACUAGAUUAGGUAUCACGGGAUUGCCGUCUCUGAUUAAUGCCAUUCUCAUAACAUCGGCAUGGUCAUGUGGGAUCGAGAUCUUCUAUGCAGCUUCCCGGUCUGCGUAUGCAAUGGCUCUUGGAGGUUAUGCUCCAUCAUUCUUAUUGACGACAUGGCGCGGCGUACCCAUCUACUGCGUCAUUGGUGUCUGGCUCGUAUCACUGAUCUCAUUCAUGACCGCAAGUAACGGCGCUUUGACAGUUUUCACCUGGAUCACGAGUAUCGUCGGCGCUGGAAAUCUGGUCAUCUACUUCGUGUUUCACAUCACCUAUAUCCGCUUUCGACGCGCACAGACAGCCCAAGGGGUCACUGACGAGCAACGGCCCUGGUUCCGCAGGCAUCAAUACUAUUAUUCCUAUGCUUCUGCAUUCUUAUAUGGUAUCAUUGUGCUUACCAAUGGUUUCGAAGUGUUUAUCCAUGGCCACUGGUCAAUCUCAAAUUUCAUCUUUGCGUACUUCGCCCUUGCACUUUUUGUUGUUGCUUUGGGUGGAUGGAAGUUGAUAAGGCGGACCAAGAUGCGACCGCUGGACAAGGUUGAUUUGAUGGCUGGAAGGUGUGCUGAGGACUGGGAGGAUGAGGUUGCAGAGCCGGAGCCGAACACCCGGGUUGCAAGAUUCAAUCGUUGGCUAUGGGGUUAG
Messenger RNA from Aureobasidium melanogenum CBS 110374, 1638 nucleotides. RefSeq names its product AAT family amino acid transporter. The transcript is spliced from 3 exons. The record is from RefSeq and is a predicted model, not a curated record. NCBI's taxonomy places the organism in Eukaryota, Fungi, Ascomycota, Dothideomycetes, Dothideales, Saccotheciaceae. Gene Ontology annotation, molecular function: amino acid transmembrane transporter activity. Gene Ontology annotation, cellular component: membrane. Gene Ontology annotation, biological process: amino acid transmembrane transport. The coding region runs from base 1 to 1638 and encodes 545 amino acids.